GUUAUCUCCGCACCCGUCCACCCCAGGGACUGCCCGGCGCACGCAGGGUCACAAUUGCCCCCCAGGGCGCGUCAACACGGGCCACCCAGCUGGACCACGCCGCCUCAGUCCCGCGACCCACCACCCGCUGUCCGCGGCGUCCAGUCCUGUGGGCGACGCAGCCAUGGGCUCCCGCGGGCCCUACACGCUGGUGGACACCACACCCGCCAAGACCAUCCUGGUGUACCGUAACGGGGACCAGUUCUACGUGGGCAAGAAGUUCGUGCUGUCGCGGCGCCGCGCCGCCACCUUCGAGGCGCUGCUGGAGCAGCUGACGGAGCAGGUGGACGUGCCGUUCGGCGUGCGGCGCCUCUACACGCCCACGCGCGGUCACCAGGUGCACGAGCUGGACGCGCUGCAGACCGGCGGCAAGUAUGUGGCGGCCGGGCGCGAGCGCUUCAAGAAGCUCGAUUAUAUUCACAUAGUUCCCAGAAAACCUACAAGGAUGAGGAAGUUGAAAGAAAUCAAGCCGGUGGUACAUUGUGACAUCAGCGUGCCCUCCAGGUGGCAGGCCUACCAUCGAAUAUCCAGACACAUCAAUGUUUUCACAAAUGGACGAUUGUUUAUCCCACCUAUAAAAAUCAUCAUCCCCAAAUUCAGUCUGUCAGAUUGGAAUAGCGUGCUGGCCACGAUUGGAGAGAAGGUCUUUCCUCUGGGAGGCGUUCGGAAGUUAUUUACCCUGAAUGGAAGUCUGUUGAACAAUUCCAAGGACUUACAAGACAAUCAUUUUUAUGUUGCUGUGGGACUCGAGACCUUCAAGCAUUUUGCUUACUGGAAGUCCCCGAGAGUUCCCAGUGAAGUGCAACGAAGUUACAUGGACGCUGAAAAACACCCACAGAGAAAGAAAAAGGUGGAUCCCAAAGUGAAAGAACCUCCUAAACAAGAGAGCCUCCCCCCCAGAACUCAGGAUUCUGUUUAUUAUGCCAAAGAAGGAAGGAAGGAAGCCCUGGUAGAACCUUUGGUCCAAACAGGUGCAGAAGGUGAUGUGUACAGAGCACAGACGCCGACCAAGGACUCCCAGGGAGUGCUGCAGGUCAAGGAGGACGUGGACGUGCCGGUGGAGGUGCCUGUGGACCAGGUUCCAGCUGAAAUAGUCAAGGAAGAUGAAGAGACGCAAGUUACCAGUCCUGACUUCGAAGGCAAUGUGGGGAAGAAAGAUGAGCUGCCCUCCGAAGACACUGAGAGAGAGGAAUGUAACUUCCGCGGCUCUGUCAUGUGCCAUAGCUCUGCUCCCAGACCUAGCAAAGAAAACUCAGAGGGGAAGAAGCACCUCCGAGGCUUUGCAGGGAGACCAUUCACGAGUGUCUUUUAAGAAAAGAUUGUCCUUAAGACACAGCACAAAGAGAAAAGCGUCUCUCAAGAACAUCAGCAAGAAUAAAAAAGUGGUUCCGCUUCCUG
Messenger RNA from Ochotona princeps (American pika), 1437 nucleotides. It is a transcript of the gene DCDC2C, whose product is annotated as doublecortin domain containing 2C. The coding region runs from base 164 to 1351 and encodes 395 amino acids. The record is from RefSeq and is a predicted model, not a curated record. Gene Ontology annotation, biological process: intracellular signal transduction. NCBI's taxonomy places the organism in Eukaryota, Metazoa, Chordata, Mammalia, Lagomorpha, Ochotonidae. The transcript has 13 exons. Gene Ontology annotation, cellular component: microtubule organizing center; microtubule.